UCAGUUAUGAUAAAUCGAUAACAUUCCAAUUCAUUUUGAUUCAAUUUAAUUCUCAAAAUGUCUCGAACAGAACUCAGAAGACAGGCGAAAUUAGCCGAGCAAGCUGAACGAUGGGAAGACAUGGUCAAAUUUCUGACCAAACUUUCGAACAAUCUAGAAGCGUCAGAAGAAUUAAGUUCGGAAGAACGUAACAUGUUAGGUGUGGCGUUUAAACAUGUUGUCAGUCAGAAAAGAUCAUCGUGGAGAGUGAUUGAUAGUAUAGAAGGCGCAGUGGCUGGAAAUUCACGGGAACUUCAGUUGACUUUGGAUUUCAAAGCGAAUGUGGAAAAGGAAAUUGAACAGAUAUGCAUGGAUUUAGUGACAUUACUGGACGCGAAGUUGAUCCCGAAAUGCAAAUCAGCGGAUGCCAAAGUAUUUCUCUACAAAAUGAGAGGCGACUACUAUCGCUACUUGGCCGAAAUAAAACCACCCGAAGUCCAAAUAGACUCGAUGAAGAUGGCAGAAGAAAGUUAUGAUGAAGCACAUGCGAUGUGUCUGGCAUCUAGCGAUCUAAGAGCCAGUCAUCCGAUUAGACUAAGUCUGGCACUUAAUUUCUCCGUUUUUAAGUUCGAGAUAUUAAAGCAACCGAGUGCUGCUCUGGAUAUGGCAAAAGAGGCCUUUGAAAUGGGACUUAGAGACCUAGAAAAGCUAGACGUCGACUCGGCCAACUAUAAAGAUAGCAAAUUCAUCAUCCAGCUUCUACGAGACAACAUAUCGCUGUGGUCAAGUGACGAAGAGUAAAUGCGUCCUGAUUUCGACCCAAAACCACUGGCUGAAACUUUGAUAAAUAGAUUUCUUAGUUAUUAAUUACUUCUUAAUUACGUUUGAUUCCAACUGCUUUAUCCAUAAAAAAUGCUAAUCAUUUCACAAUGUUGAAUUUAAAUUUUGAUCGAUUUUGUGGGUCUGACUUUCACUAAUUUGAACAGCAGAUCUAAAACUUUCAUGUUAUGAAAAUUAAUGAAUUGAUCCUGAGUUUUGUUGGACUAAUG
Symsagittifera roscoffensis is the source of this 1028-nucleotide messenger RNA. RefSeq names its product 14-3-3-like protein 2. Gene Ontology annotation, biological process: signal transduction; intracellular protein localization. The transcript has 4 exons. Lineage: Eukaryota; Metazoa; Xenacoelomorpha; Acoela; Convolutidae. Gene Ontology annotation, cellular component: cytoplasm. The coding region runs from base 58 to 780 and encodes 240 amino acids. The record is from RefSeq and is a predicted model, not a curated record.